GAAAAUCAGGGCAGGGCUCACCUUCCAGCGAGGUUUCCUUUGCUCUCUCCUUUUUUUUGGAUGCGUUUUAGAUGCCUGUAGAGACUUCGUUGGUUCGCCUCAGACCUAUGUGACUCUGGGGGAAGGAUCAUGACCGAAGUCCUUCUCUCUGCUGCUCUGAAUGGAACUGAACCCAACCUGUUAUCCAGCAGCGGCUGGUCUGUGGGAAACGUCACCACCAAGUGUUCUCUGACCAAAACUGGCUUCCAGUUCUAUUACCUGCCCACCGUCUACAUUCUGGUCUUCAUCACUGGGUUUUUGGGCAACAGUGUGGCCAUCUGGAUGUUUGUCUUCCACAUGAGGCCUUGGAGCGGCAUCUCGGUUUACAUGUUCAACUUGGCAUUGGCCGAUUUCUUGUAUGUCUUGACUCUGCCCGCCCUCAUCUUUUACUACUUCAACAAAACAGACUGGAUCUUCGGAGAUAUCAUGUGCAAGCUGCAGAGGUUCAUCUUCCACGUGAACCUGUACGGCAGUAUUCUGUUCCUGACCUGCAUAAGCGUGCACAGGUACACGGGAGUGGUGCACCCCCUGAAGUCCCUGGGGAGGCUGAAGAAGAAGAACGCCAUGUACAUCAGCAGCCUGGUCUGGGUCCUUGUGGUGGCCGCCAUUUCUCCAAUACUCUUCUACUCGGGAACGGGGAUAAGGAAAAAUAAAACCAUAACGUGCUAUGACACAACAACCGACGAUUACCUGCGAAGUUACUUCAUUUACAGCAUGUGCACCACAGUGCUGAUGUUCUGCAUCCCCUUCAUAGUGAUUCUUGGUUGCUAUGGGCUCAUCGUGAAAGCUUUGAUUUACAAAGAUUUGGACAAUUCUCCUCUCAGGAGAAAGUCUAUUUACCUGGUUAUUAUCGUGUUGACGGUCUUUGCCGUGUCCUACCUUCCCUUCCACGUGAUGAAGACCUUAAAUCUAAGGGCCAGGGUGGAUUUUCAGACUCCAGACAUGUGUGCCUUCAACGAUAAGGUUUAUGCCACUUACCAAGUGACGAGGGGCCUGGCCAGCCUCAACAGCUGCGUCGACCCCAUCCUUUACUUCCUGGCAGGUGACACCUUCCGAAGGCGGCUUUCCAGGGCCACCAGGAAAUCGUCCAGAAGGAGCGAACACAACGUGCAGUCCAAAAGCGAGGAAAUGACUCUCAAUAUUUUAGCAGAGUAUAAACAGAAUGGAGAUACCAGUUUGUGAACAAAUGUGGAAGAUUUGGGAGCAGUUUGAAAAAAUCCUCCGCUUUGAGGCAAUAGGAGACUGUAGGGCUACAAGUGUGUGAGGAAAAUCUACCUGUCUCAAAUUCCUUUUAGGUAAAGCCUCAUUUUCUGAUCUUAGAAAAAGCUUAACAAAGUCAGUGGAAGGAUUCUAAUGGAAAAUAACGUGUCAAAAUUCAGCUUUCCUUCAAUAGUCUCAUUUCUAUCUGACUUGUGUCAGAUAAAGUAAAAUGAAGUAAAUCCCCUAAAGGAGGAAAGCAAUCCAAGUGCUUCUAGUUUAAUGACUUAGUCUCCCACGUUCAAAAAUGUUCUCAGUCAGCCUGUCUUUAAAAAUAGGAAAUAAAAAUAAGAGCAGUAUCUUGUCUUCUGAGGCUCAGUCACAGCCUUUCGCUGUUGUACACAAGGAUUUAAAUGAGAGUCACGAUACAGUUAUCAUUUACAGUUUUAUUAUUUCUAGUGCUGAUAAUUAUUUGGUAGUUUGGUGGCAUUUAUGGUUCAGUCCUCUUUCAGUGCCGGUGUUUUACUAAAGGUAGGCUUACUGGUGUGUGCAUGGUUGUGCUUUUGGAUCGCGAUGGUUGUUCACGACAAGUCUGGACCCCCUCAGAGGCCGAGGGCUGGCGGGUGAGGUGGUCCCUGGGGCGCUGGCAGACGGGCCCCCCCAGGGCUGUGUGUUGGUGAGCAGAGGUGUGUGGAGG
Molecule: messenger RNA, 1933 nt
Organism: Manacus vitellinus (golden-collared manakin)
Lineage: Eukaryota; Metazoa; Chordata; Aves; Passeriformes; Pipridae
Gene: P2RY1
Product: purinergic receptor P2Y1
Exons: 1
Coding region: 130-1221 (363 amino acids)
Biological process (GO): relaxation of muscle; phospholipase C-activating G protein-coupled receptor signaling pathway; platelet activation
Cellular component (GO): plasma membrane
Molecular function (GO): G protein-coupled ATP receptor activity; G protein-coupled ADP receptor activity; A1 adenosine receptor binding
Source: RefSeq, a predicted model, not a curated record